GAACGCGCGAGUUAUUGCAGUGUAAUUUCGGCUGAGACGACUCUAGCACAACCGGUGCGCGCAAUCCCGAAAAAAAGUAAAUGGAUGUGGUGAAGAAAUAACGAUUCACUGAGGAGGGCUGUUGCCCUUGUGCUCGACGAUGACGGGCUCCCAGGGAUUGGUCAGGAGUGAUGGGUAUCUUCCGAGUCCUGCAACGACGCCAGGAUCGGUGUUCGACGAGGACAAGUUCCUAGUGCCCUAUUACGUGAAGAAGAGGCGGAGAUGGUACGAUUUGAGGAAUGCGCCUUUUGCUAUUCUCACUGUUAGCACUUUACAGAUUUGUGUCCACAUCUUUCUCGCCAACGACGUCAAAAAGGUACUUAGAUUUGAACCGGUGAAGUGCUACGAGAUCUGGAGAUUUGUAACUUAUAUGCUAGUCCACGACGACUGGUAUCACUUGAGUUUGAACGUCGUGAUCCAGUGUAUAUUCGCCUUGCUACUGGAGAGGCGCCAGGGGCAUUUGAGGGUCUUCUUUCUCUACGUAUUGGGGGGUGUUACUGGGGUUUUAGGAGCGUCCUGUGUUCAUCCCGAUCUUGUGAUAGGGGCUUCAGCGGGAGUCUAUGCCCUCCUUAUUUCGAACAUUGCAGAUAUCGUUUUGAAUUACCACACCAUUAAAUACAAAAUAUACCGAGCGACCUGUAUAGGCAUCCUGGUGCUAUUCGACGUAAUCUACGACAUAGUCCACGUCUAUUCAAAGAAGGAACCACUGAUCUCGUGGGAAGCUCACUUCGUAGGCGGCGUCGCUGGCCUCCUAUUAGGCCUAGUCUUUUUCAAAAGCGAAAAUAAACCCGCCAUAACCUCAAAAAUUAACAAGUUCCUCUUCUGGACCGGUCUAACACUUUUCUUCGCCUUGAUGAUCUCAUUUGUGAUACUUACCAUACAGAUUAAGAAAUGCACCCCUGUUAACACCAUAUAUGUUCGGUAUGUUUACUUUUGUUGAGGAUUUUUUUAAUUGUUAUCGUGAAUCCAUCUCAGGAAGAGGCAAUCAAUGAAAUUUUAAGUCUGCAGAUGCCUGUUGAUACACAAUAAUCAGAAAUUUUAGUGGUAGUUUUUGCUAUAUCGAAUUUUAUAAAUGUUUGUAAUUGUAAAAGCGAGAAUAUAGACUGCUGAUCUUCUCUAUUAACACGUAUGACUGAUUCUUGCAAUAAAAUACAAAUAUCAUCUACUUUUUAUUUGAAAAUUUGGUACCACUGAAAUUACUAGCGUGUAUGUCUUUUAAAUAAUAUUUAAUUUUCUGUUUUAUCGAACAAUCGUAAUAUGUAUCAGUUUAGGCAUGCAAUUUAUUGUGCACUUGUUUUCCCGAAUCCUCACAAAAGGGGAACAUAUUUUUGAAAAUUUUGUAGCGCCUUUGAGAUAAAAGUAAUUGAAUUUUAUAAUUCUUUGUAAAACUUUUAUAUUUUACUGUUUGUGUUUUACAUAAAUGUCUGUUAUCUAAUAAUUUAUAUUCUAA
Anoplophora glabripennis (Asian longhorned beetle) is the source of this 1489-nucleotide messenger RNA. RefSeq names its product protein rhomboid. The transcript is spliced from 4 exons. Gene Ontology annotation, cellular component: membrane. Gene Ontology annotation, molecular function: serine-type endopeptidase activity. The record is from RefSeq and is a predicted model, not a curated record. NCBI's taxonomy places the organism in Eukaryota, Metazoa, Arthropoda, Insecta, Coleoptera, Cerambycidae. Bases 140 to 979 code for a protein of 279 amino acids.